GUGGGCUUUAUGGAGGCCUGGAGAGCGCAGUUCCCUGAGUCUGUCCCGCCAGUCAUGGAGCUGAACUCCGUGGGGGACAUUGCGCAGGAGCUGGACAAAUGCAAGGGCUCCAUCAAGCAGCUGGAGACAGAGGUGAACAAGGAGCGCUUCAGGAUGAUCUACCUGCAAACACUCCUGGCCAAGGAGAGGAAAAGCUACGACCGCCAGAGGUGGGGGUUCAAGCUCAACGAGGAGAAUCAGCCUCCUGCUCCAGAAGCUCUGCCACCUGCAGACAGCAAUGGGGGCAGGUGCCCUCAGCCGAGGGAGGAAGGCUCCACUCCCAGGAGUCGCUGGAAGACGAGAGUCCCGCGGUCCAGCCCGGCGCGGAGAGGCCGGAGGCGCUGGAGGCAGAGCACUCGCACGGAGGAGAGGCGAACAAACACAAGAGCACAGGGUCGCCAUGGAAACCUGUGCCCGCUCAGGAGCCCGAGGCUCCCCAGGACUCCUCUCCCAAAGAGAGGCUCGGUGUGGCGGCCCUGCGCUCCAACUUCGAGCGCCUCAGGAGGGGAGACUCCCAGCCGGCGGAGGGGAGAGGGCCGCCCGGCCUGGCGGGGGCAGACAGGCCCUCCUACGUGAACAUGGAGUACCACCAUGAGCGGGGGCUGGUGAAGGUCAACAACCGAGACGUGUCGGAGAAGAUCAGCAGCCUGGGCUCCCAGGCCAUGCUGAUGGAGAGGCACCUCACAGCAGGGGUCGGCCUGAGUUCAAGGGAGGGGUGCAGACCCGUGCAGCGCAGAACCCCCUCCGAGGGCAACGCUGCCAGUCUGGACCGCGAGUGUGAGGACCCAGAGCUGAACGCCCGCUUGAAGGAUAACCUGCUGCGGCUGGACGGGGGCAAGGCAGAGGUCCAGCCCCAGUGCCUCCCCUACACCAGCGUCUACGUGGGGGGCCUCAUGGGAGACGGGGAGGCCCUGCCGUGGUCCAGUCGUGGCCCUGAUGUGGCCCUGACGUGGCCCCGGCGCUCCUGCUCCCCGCGCAGCUUUGAGGACGGCUACACGCCGGACUGCAGCUCCAACGAAAACUUGACCUCCAGCGAGGAGGACUUCUCCUCGGGCCAGUCCAGCCACGUGUCUCCCAGCCCCACGGCCCCGCACCCCCUCAGCAAGAGCCGCUCCCACUCGCAGCACUCGCAGCAGUCCCUGGAGAGCGGCAGCCCCCCCACCCCGCACCCCCAGAGGAGACCCCAGCAGGCGGGGGGGCGGCCCGGAGUGACCAUCACGGGCGGCCGCAAGAUUUGGCCCGGCGACGGGCACUCCACCACCUCCAGCCGCACUUCACAUGACAACAGUUACCAAGGAGAUCUGGAUGUGUCGUGUGGGGGAACUCCUCCUGCGUACAGUUUUGAUGCUGAUCAGGGGGAGGAGCUUCAUGACCUCACUCUCUACGGAAACGACUCCCCUUCCUCUUCGCCACGAUUGCUUUCCAAAAGCCACGGCGACUCUCACACACCCCCGUGUGUCUCCCUGGAGCCCAACCCAUCGAUUGAGGAGCAGGUGGAGAAGGAGCUGGAGAUGAGGAAGUGGGUUCUCUCAGGGAUCCUGACCAGUGAAGAGACUUACCUCAGCCACCUUCAAGCCCUGCUUUUGCCCAUGAAGCCGUUGCGAGCGGCAGCCACCACGUCUCAGCCGGUGCUGACGCUGCAGCAGAUUGAGACCAUCUUCUUCAAAGUGCCUGAGCUGCACGACAUCCACAAGGACUUCUACAGCAGCCUCCUACCCAGAGUGCAACAGUGGAGCCAACAGCAGAGAGUGGGAGACCUCUUCCAAAAACUGGCCAGUCAGCUGGGUGUGUAUCGGGCUUUUGUGGACAACUAUAAAGUUGCCGUGGAAACAGCAGAGAAAUGCUGUCAGGCCAACAGCCAGUUUGCAGAGAUCUCAGAGAACCUCAAAGUCAGGAGCACCAAAGAAGGGAAAGAUCAGAAUGCCAAGAACUCUUUAGAAGCUCUUCUGUACAAGCCGGUGGACAGAGUCACCAGGAGCACGCUGGUUCUGCAUGACCUGCUGAAACACACACCCUCGUCCCACCCUGACUAUCCGCUGCUUCAGGACGCUCUGAGGAUCUCACACAACUUCCUGUCCAGCAUCAACGAGGAGACCACCCCACGCCGCCACUCCAUGACCGUCAAGAAAGGGGAGAAUCGGCAGCUGCUGAAGGACCGCUUCAUGGUGGAGGUGGUGGAGGGAUCCAGGAAGCUGCGGCACGUCUUCCUCUUCACAGACCUGCUGCUGUGCGCCAAACUCAAGAAGCAAACCGGAGGGAAAGGCCAGCAGUAUGACUGUAAGUGGUACAUUCCCAUGGCUGACCUGACCUUCAUCACCAUCGAGGACUCCGAGUUGUUGCCCGUCCCUCUCAUCCCUGAGGAGGAGCUUGAGGCCAUGAAGGUCAAGAUCUCCCUCAUCAAGAACGACAUGCACCGAGAGAAGGGAUCCGGUAAAGGUGGGAAGUUGAUGGAGCGCUUGAAGAAGAAGCUGUGUGAGCAGGAGUCUCUGCUCCUUCUCAUGUCUCCAUGCAUGGCCUUCAGGGUCAACAACAGGAACGGCAAGUGUUACACCUUCCUCAUCUCCUCCGACUACGAGCGAGAGGAAUGGAGGGAAAUGAUCCGAGAACAACAGAAAAAGUGUUUCAAAAGCUUCUCUCUGACAUCUUUGGAGCUUCAGAUGCUUACCAACUCCUGUGUGAAACUCCAGACUGUUCACACCAUACCACUGACUAUCAACAAAGACGAUGAUGACUCUACUGGCCUGUAUGGGUUCCUCAAUGUCAUUGUGCACUCCGCCUCUGGACUCCAGCAGAGCCUUAAUCUGUACUGUAAUCUGGAGGUGGACUCUUUCGGCUACUUUGUGAACAAGGCAAAGACGCGUGUGUACAUGGACACCACCGAGCCCAGCUGGAAUGAGGAGUUUGAGAUUGAGCUGGAGGGCUCGCAGACCCUGAGGCUGCUGUGCUGCAGUAAAGGCAAGCACUUCAGAGACAACGGUGACGCCGAUAAGAUCAUGGCCAAAGGACAGAUCCAGCUGGAUCAGCAGACACUUCAGGGCCAAGACUGGCAGAGGACGAUCAUCGCUACAAAUGGGAUUGAGAUCAAACUGUCCAUGAAGUUCACCAGCAGAGAGUUCAGUCUGAAGAGAAUGCCGUCCAGGAAGCAGUCUGGAGUCUUCGGGGUGAAGAUCGCGGUCGUGACCAAGCGGGAGCACUCUAAAGUGCCACUCAUCGCUCGUCAGUGUGUGGAGGAGAUUGAGAGGCGGGGCUUAGAGGAGGUGGGCAUCUACCGCGUUUCAGGUGUUGCCACGGAGAUCCAGGCCCUGAAGGCAGCUUUUGAUUCCAAUAAUAAAGAUGUGUCUGUGAUGAUGAGUGAGAUGGACGUUAACGCCAUCGCCGGCACGCUGAAGCUCUACUUCCGUGAGCUGCCUGAGCCCCUCUUCACCGACCAGCUGUACAGCAACUUCACUGGAGGCAUCUGUCUGUCUGAUAGCGUGGCCAAGGAGAGUUGUAUGCUCAACCUGCUGAUGUCACUGCCUGAACCCAACCUGCUCACCUUGCUCUUCCUGCUCGACCACCUCAAGAGGGUGGCUGAGAAUGAGGGUGUAAAUAAGAUGUCCUUCCACAACCUGGCAACCGUGUUUGGCCCCACCCUUAUGCGGCCCUCAGAGAAGGACAGCAAGACGCCAACCAAUCCCAUGAUGAUGACUGACAGCUGGUCUCUGGAGGUCAUGUCUCAGGUUCAGGUGUUGCUGUAUUUCCUUCAGCUGGAGACGAUCCCCACGCCUGACCGCAAGCGCCAGAGUAUCCUCUUCUCUACAGAAGUCUAGAGGACCCAACGCCACUGCACUGGACUGCCACUAAAGGGCGCUAGAGUAUCAGACUAUCCGCUUCUCCACAGAAGUCUAGAGGACCCAACGCCACUGCACUGGGUUGCCACUAGAGAGCGCUGUGCAGACAAAAAAACAGACCGCCUUAUUCUCGUCAUUUAAAUCAUUCUUUCAGUCUUCAAUCACAAUCACUUGCAGACAUUAUGCAUUCCAACACGUAUUUGCACACGAGAGAAUUAUUUUCCACUGGUUGUUUCUGUCUCACAGUACUUAUUAUUUUUGAAGGACAAAACAGUAGAUCACAGCACUUCAUUGUCAGUCAUAUCUAAAUCAUCUUUAUACAGCUUUCCUUUGGUCUACGGAGCACUUACAAUCAUUCUAUUCUGCUGUGACGAGCCAUUUAACUUGGCCAAAGGGCCUAGCAACCAUUCCACACACAUAGUCAGUCCCAUUCCAGCCGUUUGAAUUGGCACAUUCACCGUGAGGGUAGGUGUGAGGAACAUGUUUAAGAUGUGAUUGCUGACUAUCAGCUGGCAGAUGGGCCAACCUGGGAUUAGUUUUGGCUGGGGAUAGGUUAACCCAGCCUGCCAUCAGAUUUACAGAAGAGAAAAGAAUGCCUCAUUUACUGUUUAAGAGAGAACGUUAAUAGCCAGGCGUAGUUUACACAGAAGCAUAUGUAGCACAGGUCUCUAGUGUGCUAAACAUUCCAUGAUGCUAAUUUAUCUCACCAAAAUCCUACCCAACAUGCACUGUGUCUCUGUGUAGUACCGCAGUGCUCUUGGUCUCGCCGGCUCCCCGUGGCCCCGCUUGCCUUCUGCCUGCAACAUUCCCACUGUCGGAUGGAAUACUGGCGCUUAUCCCAGUGAAUCCACUUCCUAACACACUGAUGGAAAAGAGACUGAGACUAAUAUACUGAUGUGAUGGAAAAGAGACCGAAGUUAUACAAUUAUAGUCCCUGUGGUCCUGUAUCUAAGCGCUGAUACUUAGAGACGGUGUACAAA
Molecule: messenger RNA, 4849 nt
Organism: Clupea harengus (Atlantic herring)
Lineage: Eukaryota; Metazoa; Chordata; Actinopteri; Clupeiformes; Clupeidae
Product: PH_BCR_vertebrate and RhoGAP_Bcr domain-containing protein
Biological process (GO): protein phosphorylation; intracellular signal transduction; positive regulation of GTPase activity
Cellular component (GO): membrane
Molecular function (GO): GTPase activator activity; guanyl-nucleotide exchange factor activity; protein serine/threonine kinase activity
Source: RefSeq, a predicted model, not a curated record